CUGUGAUCAUUCUGUGAUUCUGCUUGGCGAUUCAGGAUCUUGGUCCAUAUUGCCUGUGCAUUAAGUCGGGCCAUUGCGUGCUACUGACGUGACUCGAUCGGGUCCUAGAUCGCAAGUCUAAUAGUCGGAAGUUUCCCCUCAUCUCCGCGGGGUUUUUGUAUGGACUGAUUUUCCCGCCGUCGCAAACCCCCGCCAACCACUAAGCCGCGACCUAACGGUCAGGUUUUGCCCACGAGAACCUGCGCGCCUGCCUGCCGAUAGCUCAAACGAUAAUAUGGGCUUGCUCGCGCUCGGGACGGCCCUGGAUUGGCCAGAGGCCCAGAAAAGAGCAGAUCAGGUUCGCAAAUGGGGAAUCGAGCAAUUGCUUGCGAACUGGCAUAGAGCCAAGGGGAAGGAACGCAAUGCUCUGCUAUGGGGUGACGAGGUCGAGUACCUCGUCGUAGCUGUUGAUGACGAAGCAAAGAAGGCCCGCCUCUCACUCGCGCAGGCCGAGAUUCUCAAGUCGCUUGCUGAAGACGAAGCAUCCUGGAAAACGGGGACUCGACCUCAGUCCCCGAGCAAUGAACAUGACGGAGAAGAGCCACCACACUUCCACCCGGAAUUUGGCCGUUUCAUGCUCGAGGCAACACCGGGAAAACCCUGGGGAAUUGACUUCAAGGACCUGCUAAAGGUGGAGUCCAAUAUGAAAUGGAGACGAGAGGUCGCCAGAGCCCACAUGGCGCCGAAUGAACACCCAAUCACCCUCACAACAUUCCCUCGCCUGGGUACCAAGGACGACUACAUUCAGCCUUAUUACCCACCAUCUGGGCCUGCGCUUCGUUCUCAAUUCGUGCCUGACGAGAUUGCCAAUCCACACAUCAGAUUUCCAACCCUGGCCGCCAACAUCCGAUCAAGGAGAGGUCGGAAGGUCGAAUUGAACGUUCCGGUAUACAAAGAUACGAACACACCUAGCCCCUUCAAAGACCCAACCGUGAAUUAUGACCUUCAUCUCUGGCCCGAAGAUGACGACGUCAGAAACGGAGCAGCCAAAGACGACCAUGUCUAUAUGGACGCCAUGGCCUUUGGCAUGGGUAGCUGCUGUCUGCAAAUCACUUUCCAGGCGAAGAAUAUCACCGAGGGGAGGAAGCUGUAUGACCAAUUGAGCCCCCUGGGUCCUAUUUUGCUCGCAUUGACGGCUGCUACACCGAUAUACAAGGGCUUCCUUGUCGACACAGAUGUCCGUUGGAACCAGAUCAGUGGGGCCGUGGAUGACCGUACUCGUGAAGAGCUUGGCGAAUUUGUACGAGAUUCUCCUGUUUCACUCGGGAUGCCAUUUGCUAAUCCUUCGCAGCCACUCAAGAACAACAGAUGGAGGAUCCCCAAAUCCAGAUAUGCCUCAAACUCGACAUAUAUCUCACAAGACGCCCGGUUGCGGAAGGAAUAUCUGGAUCCUGACUUGAUCAUCGAUGAGGACAUCAAAAAACGUCUCAUGGAGGACGGAAUGGAUGACCUGUUAGCCACACACUUUGCACAUCUCUUCAUUCGUGAUCCCUUGGUCAUAUUCUCCGAAGAUCUUGAGGAACUAGACUUGAACAAGGCGGAUCACUUCGAGAAUCUGCAGUCCACAAACUGGCAGCAUAUGCGGUUCAAGCCCCCGCCUCCUGACAAGGAUGAUAUCGGCUGGCGCGUAGAGUUCCGUUCCAUGGAGAUUCAGAUGACCGACUUCGAGAAUGCCGCGUUUAGCAUUUUCAUCGUGCUUGUGACACGCGCAAUCUUGACUUAUGAUCUAAAUUUCUAUAUUCCAAUUCCGCGCACUACAGAGAAUAUGGAGACAGCACAUGCGCGCAACGCGAUCCACGACCGCAAGUUCUACUUCCGCAAGGAUCCCUUCUCCCCUCGUCGACCGAAUCAUCAUUCAUCUAGUGGAAGCAAUCUCUCUUCCACCACAUCUUCCGCCGCCAACUCACCGCCUCCAUCUCCAACCCUCGCCCCAGUCGAAUCCGAGUAUGAACUCAUGGCUAUCGCAGAUAUCAUCAACGGCUCGGCUGACGGCUCUUUCCCCGGCUUGAUUCCAAUUGUUGAAUCCUAUCUUGACAGUGUCAAUGUGGAUGUUGAGACUCGUUGCUCAUUAGCCAGCUACCUCGAUUUGAUACGCAAGCGUGCGAACGGAACUCUAUGGACGGGUGCCAAGUGGAUUCGGGAAUUCGUUGCGUCGCACCCGGACUACAAGCAAGACAGCGUCGUUUCAGAACAAAUCUGCUAUGAUCUUGUCAAGGCCGUGGACGAAAUGAGCGUGAAUGAGGGCAGAAACGGUACCGUUGGGUGGGAGCUUCUCAAGGGUAAAGCUUCUUGAACAGAACUUGCAAAUACAUUCUCAUAUAGAUGUAGAUAGCCUGUCUAUUCUCACUGUCAUAUAAGUUUCUUGGAGCAUUUAAUAGAUUUCAAUCUCG
Messenger RNA from Aspergillus saccharolyticus JOP 1030-1, 2429 nucleotides. Its product is annotated as glutamate--cysteine ligase. Bases 275 to 2332 code for a protein of 685 amino acids. The transcript is spliced from 6 exons. Gene Ontology annotation, biological process: glutathione biosynthetic process. Gene Ontology annotation, molecular function: glutamate-cysteine ligase activity. NCBI's taxonomy places the organism in Eukaryota, Fungi, Ascomycota, Eurotiomycetes, Eurotiales, Aspergillaceae. Gene Ontology annotation, cellular component: glutamate-cysteine ligase complex. The record is from RefSeq and is a predicted model, not a curated record.